GAAGGGGCCAUCUCGAAACUGUUCCCACAAAGUUGGUUGCAUGAAAUUGUCCAAAAUGUUUUGGUAAGCUGAUGCCUUAAGAGUUCCCUUCACUGGAACUAAGGAGUUAAGCCCAACCGCACACAAUAAUCCCCCCUCCACCAAAAUAUACAAUGCAGUCAGUUGCUGUUGUUACCAGUUGCUUCCACUUUGUUAUAAUACCACUAACCGUUGAUCAAGAAAUAUUUAGUAGCAAGGAAAUUUCACGUAUGGAAUUAUUGCACAGGUGGCAACCUAUCGCAGUACCACACUUGAAUUCACUGAGCUCCUAAGAGCGACCCAU
Molecule: messenger RNA, 322 nt
Organism: Staurois parvus
Lineage: Eukaryota; Metazoa; Chordata; Amphibia; Anura; Ranidae
Source: the annotation of a GenBank genome assembly